Oncorhynchus kisutch (coho salmon) is the source of this 6425-nucleotide messenger RNA. RefSeq names its product tight junction protein ZO-2. The record is from RefSeq and is a predicted model, not a curated record. The coding region runs from base 111 to 3953 and encodes 1280 amino acids. Lineage: Eukaryota; Metazoa; Chordata; Actinopteri; Salmoniformes; Salmonidae. Gene Ontology annotation, biological process: positive regulation of blood-brain barrier permeability; protein localization to cell-cell junction; cell-cell junction organization. The transcript has 23 exons. Gene Ontology annotation, molecular function: cell adhesion molecule binding. Gene Ontology annotation, cellular component: bicellular tight junction; plasma membrane.
GCUCUGGGCCAGGCUUGGCUACUGUGCCAAAACAGGGCUCGAGCUUAGCUUAGCUGAGCCAUGGAUAAGAAGCGUUCAGUGGGUCGAGAUUGCGGGAGAUGAGAUGAGCCAUGAAUUUGGAUUGCCUGCAGUUGGGGGACUGGUGUUCAGGGGCCCGAGGGGGUCCGUGGCUGCGCCACACGGAGGAGGACCAGGGUGGAGGUGGUGGGGGCCGGGGAAAGAGGAGCGCAGCAGGAGGUCAACCCAGGCUGGAGGUGCCUCUCCUGGGAGGACCCUGGCUCAACUCGGAGGAACUAAGGAGCAGCGUGGUGGUGCUCUAUGCUCCUGCUGGGAACACAUGCUUCCUCCGACUGAGCUCAGGAAUGGAGGAGACUGUUUGGGAGCAGUACACUGUGAACCUACAGAGGGACUCCAAGAUGGGGUUUGGUAUUGCUGUGUCGGGGGGGCGGGACAACCCCAACGUGGAGAAUGGCGAGAUGUCAAUCAUCGUGUCAGAUGUCUUGCAGGGAGGACCAGCUGAUGGACUACUGUUUGAAAAUGACCGUGUGAUCCAAGUCAACUCCAUCCUCAUGGACAACGUGCCUCAUUCCUUCGCUGUGCAGCAGCUACGCAAAUGUGGGAAGACCGCCAAGAUAACGGUGAAGAGACCUCGGAAGGUGGCUCUCCACUCCCUGAAACACCCUCCCUCCCCUGGUGCCGAGAGUCGAGACUUCGGUUCCACCCGCUACUAUGAUGCCGAUGACAACCAGAGCGACGGGGGCUGGCAUCGUGGCAAUGGUGGUCCUGGUUACAACCGUGAGCCUCGGGACCUCACCCCCGACAACAAGAGCUACCUGGACCCCAACUACGGCAACCGGGGGAGAAGCCGGGGGAGGAGCAAAGAGAGGGCGUCGCCAAGCCCAGAGCUUCACCACGACAACAGCAGUGGGCGGGCCUUGGACCGGGAGCCUCCCAGUCCAGAGAGGCCACAGUAUUCACGGGAACGCAGCCGGGGGAGGAGCAUGGACCGGGAGAGACGAGGGGGAGGAGGAAGUCCAGGUGGGAGGAGCUACAGCCGGGGAGACAGCUACGAGCGAGGAGGGGGGAGGUACGGGGAUGGGGGAGGUACCGGGGGGAGGAUGGUGAAGAGUAAAAGUAGAGACAACCUCCGUGAGCCGCCCCGUUCGCCCUCUCCUGACCUCCCCCGAGGAGGAGCUAGAGACCUGGAGCCCCUGGAGAAACCUGUUAACGUCCUGCUGGUCAAGAACAGACCCAACGAAGAGUAUGGUCUGCGUCUGGGCAGUCAGAUAUUCAUCAAGGAGAUGACCAGUACAGGACUGGCUGCCAAGGACGGAAACCUACAGGAGGGAGACAUUAUCCUCAAGAUCAAUGGGACAGUAACAGAGAACCUGUCUCUGAACGAUGCAGGGAAACUCAUAGAGAAGUCUAGAGGAAAACUCCAACUGGUCGUCCAGAGAGACCGCCGCCAGAUCCUCAUCCGUAUCCCGCCCCUCGUAGACUCCGACUCCGAACCUGAUGAUAUCUCAGAGAUGGAGUCCUACUCCCCACAGGAGGACCGUAGAUCUCGCCAGUCGGACCUAUCUUCCCACUCCUCCAACGAGAGAGAGAACCCCAGACCUCUAACUAGCCUGGAAGACUCUCCCAGGGUAGCCAAGAUGUCUGCCAUGGCCUCGCCCUUUAGGGUGCCCCCCCUACAGGACCCAAACGCCCCGGGCCCUGCCAUACUGACCUCAGAGGGGCUGCCACGCCUCGACGAGCAACCAGCGUCAGCAAAGAUUACUCCUAAGAUUCUGCUACGCCCCAGCCCAGAGGAUGAAGAGCUCUAUGGCGCUAACACAGUGAUGGUGAGUUUCCAGAAGGGGGACAGUGUGGGCCUGAGGCUGGCGGGGGGUAACGAUGUGGGCAUCUUCAUCGCUGGCAUCCAGGAGGGUAGUCCUGCCGAGGAGGAGGGGCUACGCACAGGAGACCAAAUCAUGAAGGUGAAUAGCGUUGACUUCCGAGGCAUCGUGAGAGAAGAGGCUGUUCUGUUCCUGUUGGAGAUUCCUAAAGGAGAGGACGUCACCAUACUGGCCCAGAGUAAACCUGAUGUCUACAAUGACAUCCUGGUAUCUGGUCGUGGGGACUCGUUCUUUAUCAGGACUCAUUUUGAGUAUGAGCGGGAGGCUCCCCAGAGCCUGGCCUUCUCCAGAGGGGAGAUCUUCAAAGUGGUGGACACUCUCUACGAUGGCAAGCUGGGCAACUGGUUGGCCAUCCGCACCGGCAAGGACAAACAGCUGCUGGAGAAAGGCAUCAUCCCCAAUAAGAGCAGGGCUGAUCAGAUGGCGAGCGUACAGAACUCCCAUAAGGCUGCUGGCACGGACCGUGCCGACUUCUGGCGUCUGAGAGGUCAAAGGGCAGCCAAGAGGAAGGAGCUGAGGAAGAGCAGAGAGGAUAUCAGCGCUACGCCUAUCGCCACACGCUUCCCUGCGUACGAGAGAGUCGUGCUCAGAGAGGCUGGUUUCAGACGUCCUGUGGUUCUGUUUGGUCCUAUAGCUGAUGCAGCCAAUGACAAGCUAGCCAACGAGCUGCCUGACCUGUUUGUCAUCGCCAAAACGGAGCCUAAAGAUGCCGGGUCGGAGAAAUCCUCAGGAGUGGUGAGACUUAACACCAUCCGCCAGAUCAUCGAGCAAGACAAGCAUGCCCUGCUGGAUGUGACUCCCAAGGCGGUGGACACUCUGAACUACACCCAGUGGUACCCCAUCGUCAUCUUCUUCAACCCAGACAGUAAACCAGGGGUUAAGGCCAUGAGGCAGAGGGUGAUACCUGGUUCCAACCGCAGCGCUAGGAAACUAUAUGAACAGGCUGUCAAACUGAGGAAGACCUGUUCUCACCUAUUCACUGCUACUAUUGAUGUGAACUCAGCCAACGAUGCGUGGUAUGGCAGUGUGAAGGACUCUAUCAGGGAGCAGCAGACUCAGGCUGUAUGGGUGUCUGAGGGGAAGCUGGACUGGACGGAGAUGGACCUUGAUCUCCAUGACGACCGCAUGUCAUACCUGUCAGCCAUGUCAGCCGACUACCUGAGCAUGGACAGCCGAUUGGCCAGCGACUACGAUGACACGGCGGAUGAGGGUGGGGCUUACACGGAUAACGAGCUGGACAACGAGCCGGCUGACCAACUGCACGUGUCCGCUAUCAGCCGCUCCUCUGAGCCCGUGCUGGCAGAGGAGAUCCUGCGCAGGUGUAGUCCAGAGAUCCGUGGUCGUGUCAGGAGGGUGGGCAGCAGGGAGGUGCUCAGCAGCGCCAGCCCACCCCCCGCGUUUGUACCUGACCCCCCCAAGGUAAAGCUGCUGUUCAGGGAUGAGGUAGUCCCUCCCAUAGGGUCAUACGAGCCCCCCCCCAGCCGAGGCUACGACUCCCACUCCUCCAGCCCUGCCAGCGAUCCCCCUCCUCUCACUCGCACCCUUAACUCAUUUGGCAAGGCCAAGCCACUGGCACCUCCCCCCAUCGCCAUCAAACCUUCCUAUAAUACCCAGGACACCACCUGCAGCACGGCCCCAAACACAGCGGCCUUUAGGGGCCCGGAGGAGCCAGGGGAGAGCCCUGAGGACCCCAGCCUCAAGUCGUUCCUGGGGAAGAUCAAGGCCUUUGAGAAGAUGGACCACUUUGCACGCACUCAGAGGAUGCUGGAGCUGCAGGAGGCCCAGAACGCCAGGUUGGAGAUAGCUCAGAAGCACCCAGACAUCUAUGCUGUCCCUGUGAAGACCCAGAAACUGGAUCACAGCCGGCCUCAGCCUAUAGGUUCCAGCUCGCGUCCUGAGCCCCAGACCCCUCCCUCCAAGCUGCCAUACUCUGAGAGUUGUGGGUUCUACCCCAGCGAAGAAGAAGAGGAAGAGUACCGACGCCAGCUGGCAGACCACACCAAGAGAGGCUACUACCAGACCAACAACCAGAAAUACCAGGACACAGAACUUUAGACUAUGCUACCAGCAGCCAUAAAAUACCAGGACACUGAAUGAAGUGUAGCACUACUACGUGCCCACCUACCUACCCUACCACACCCACCUACCUACCCUACCACACUAAACUGUAGUGCCCCUUCUCUCCUGGACCCCCGACUACCCUUAACAUUCUAAAGUAACAAGACACAGGGCUGGUUGACAGACACCCACACACUGCUGAGCCUUGCUCUGAUUGACUCAGUUCAGCGCGCACAAACGCACACUCUCAAUUCCACCGGGACUCUGCCCCCCUCCCCUGACCCUGCACCAAUACGCUGCUGACUCGGAAGCUGGCCAGUUUUAAGUUUUUCUUAAAACCGCUUUUUUGCUUCAAAAAGUGGAUAGUUACCUCACUGUUAUUAUUCUUGUUUAAUUUCUAUUUGCGUGUUUGGUUGAGUUCUUUUUUGUUACACCGAUCUGUGUUAUUGUUACACCGAUCUGUGUUAUUGUUAUACCGAUCUGUGUUAUUGUUAUACCGAUCUGUGUUAUUGUUAUACCGAUCUGUGUUAUUGUUACACCGAUCUGUGUUACUGUUACACCGAUCUGUGUUACUGUUACACCGAUCUGUGUUACUGUUACACCGAUCUGUGUUACUGUUACACCGAUCUGUGUUACUGUUACACCGAUCUGUGUCACUGGUACACCGAUCUGUGUUACUGUUAUACCGAUCUGUGUUAUUGUUAUACCGAUCUGUGUUAUUGUUAUACCGAUCUGUGUUAUUGUUACACCGAUCUGUGUUACUGUUAAACCGAUCUGUGUUACUGUUAAACCGAUCUGUGUUACUGUUACACCGAUCUGUGUUACUGUUACACCGAUCUGUGUUACUGUUACACCGAUCUGUGUUAUUGUUAUACCGAUCUGUGUUAUUGUUAUGAUCCAUUUAAUCAGGAUGUUAUUUCUUGCCUAUGCAACUCCUUCAGUUUGCUGCCUGCAGAGCAACUGAAACCUAUUACCACGAGUCCCUCUCUGCACUCCACAAGAACCUUAAACCUUACGAGUCCUCCAAGCUGUAUCUUCUUCUCGUUACUUCUUUCCUUUUGUAUAUCCAACAUUAUAACCAGCUGUCUCCAAACUAUUUUAAAAGGUCACAUAUAUAUUAAUAUAUAUACAAUGUCUGGUGUUUAUACUCCUCCAUCUUUGCAUUCCUUCCUAUAUGAUCAUGUGUGUGUGUGUGUGUGUAUACAUAUUAUAUAUAUAUAUAUAUAUAUAUGAAAGAGAGCGAACGAAAGAGGCAAUAUAUUAUAUAUACAAUACACUGGAAUGUAAGAUUUUUUUAAGUGCCUUUUACUUUAUGAAUAACAUAAUGAGGUUUGGGGACAUCUGACCAUGCAUGGCACACCCCUGUCCCCUGGACCACACCACUCUGCUGCUCUCAAGCUUUUAGGGAAAACAGGGAACAAGAGACACCAAAACCUUAAUACUGUCCCCACUGUACCGUCCCUCCAUCCGUCCCUUUGUCCCUUCCUCCACAACGAUAAUAUCCGUGACCAGUCCUGUCCCCCAGAGACAUGUCCAACAUGGGAACAGCAUUUAAUCAAAACCGCCUCUUGAGUGGCGCAGCGGUCUAAGGCACUUCAUCGCAGUGCUAGAGGCGUCACUACAGACUCGGGUUCAACCCAUGAGACGGCGCACAUUGGCCUAGUGUCGUCCGGGUUAGGGGAGGGUUUGGCCAGCCGAGAUGUCCUUGUCCCAUCUUGCUCUAGCGACUCCUGAUGGCGGGCCGGGCGCAUGCAUGCUGACUUCGGGUCGCCAGUUGUACAGUGUUUCCUCCGACACAUUGGUGCGUCUGGCUUCCGGGUUAAGCGAGGAGUGUGUCAAGAAGCAGUGCGGCUCAGAGGUCGCAUGGCUCUCGACCUUCUCAACCUCCGUACGGGAGUUGCAGCAAUGGGACAAGACUGUAACUACUAAUUGGAUAUCACGAAAUUGGUGGGGAAUGUUUUCCGAGUUUCCUGGGUAUGAUAAAAUGUAUGAGAAUAAAUUCACUGUGCAGAACAAAAAGAAACUGAUCAGUAAUAUAACUCAAACAUGAUCUUUCAAAAGAGGAAGGUCAUUUUUGUUUUAACCACGGAAACCUGGAUAACGGUUUUGAUUGAAUAGCAACCCAGAUCAGGUGGUUUCAGAGAGGAGGUUUGAUGUAGGAGAUGUGUGAUUGGUUGAUAUGUAUGUCAGUUAUUUCUGUUGUGGCGUCUGUCAUGUCGGCUGUCGUGGUCUCUGUUACACUGUUGAUGUGUUUCUACAUGCUUGAUUGUAUCUCAGUUCAGACUAUACCUCCAGUGGGUUAUAAGUGCUUAUGAUUGAACACACAGUAUUAAAGAGAGAGAAACAGAGAGAGAGAGAAACAGAUAGAGAGAGGAAUGACUGGACAAUGUCUGCUUUGGGUCUUUCAUGUAGUUUUAUCUUACAACACCAAAUAAAAGAAAGUCUUUCAUUGACCGAGUGGAGAAAACA